AUGGUCACAGCAAAAGUAUAUACGAAGUUGCUACUGUGUUUUCUAUUUGACAAUGUAUUCGCCUUAACUUUUCCCGGACCUCGUGUUUAUGUCGUCACACCAGCAGCUCCGCGACCGUUUCAAAGGAACCACGACAAUCAAGCACCCUUCUAUUACCAGAAUUGGAUGAGAAGAAUGGACUCUGAUGAAAAUAUUACUUCUACGACUACGACGGCAUCUCCAAAAGUCAAAACGCCCGAUUUAAUAUUUGCUGAAUUCGACAAGGAUGCGACUAUGAAGAAAUCAAUCAGAAAGCUACUGGAGCAGGAAAGAAUCCCAAUCAAGACACCAUCUACAACUGUUCAACCAAUAUACGUAGCUGACGAGAAAACUAAAGCACCUGGCGUAAACAAUUAUGGCUUACCUUUAUCAUCAGUAGUGAAAGAUAAUGAAGAAAAUCACAAUACGAAUUUUCAAACUGAUUAUGUGUCGAUGUACAACGAUCUAUACAACGCCCCUGUUCCAGUGUACAAACCAACGACAACGACAACAACUACGACUCAACCACCCCCUGCAGAACCCGCAACUUCUACGACAACUGAAAACCCAAUCAAUGUAGAAAAUAUUUGGCACAUCAUUGAUAGUGAAAAACUAAAUCAGUAUUCUGGUAAUUGGGAUGAAGCUCCAGUACCUUCUCAUGAGUAUACUAGCGAUGAUACAAAUAAUGGUGAAGAUGGAGUAUCUGAUGAUAUUCAAACCAAAGAUUUAGAAGAUACCAAUCCUUCACAAAAUAAUAAGGAAGAGGAAGCACCCGUUGGUGACAAUUUUGCUUUACCAGGGUUUGCAUCAAACCCUGGAAAUGGAGCGGAAAACGAAUCCCGAGCAAUUAGAACUGAGCAAAACAUUCGGUUCCCAUAUGUCAAUUUAAAACCAUUCCAAAUGAAGAAUUUAAAGAAACCUAUGCUCGAUCUCCUAACAAGUAGUAAGAAAGGAAAUAAUUUGUACACCAACUUAGAUAAUUUCUUUGAUACAAAAAAUCCAGACAAAGGUGAAGCUCAAGAUGUUAGCGCGUAUGCAAUGAAUCAACCCAUAGAUCGCUAUAAUCCUGCACAACCCUAUUUACCACAGGCAUACAGUAGCAAAUCAAAGCAAACCAAUUCUUCGCCACCAAAAGCAACAGCUAGCCUUGUCCCUCCCCCGCCACCACCAGUCAAAGGAAAUAACUUCCCAUCUCCAAUAAGCUAUGAGUCAUUUCCGCCAUACGCGCCGUCUGCCCCAGGUUUUAUACAAUCGCCUUCUUUUCCUCCAUCACCCUCCCUUCCUCCAUCAUCUGCUCCAGCCCCUGCACCAGCACCAAUGCAGCCACCACCAGUAAUUUUGCCUCCUAACGAUACACCCAUCGAUACAUAUUCGGGUCCGAGCGUGGAUGACGAUGGACCUCCAGAUGUUGUAUAUCGCUAUAAUCGUCCAACUCCACCACCAACCCCACAGUUCCUACCUACUAUUGCACCUAUAAGUCCACCAUUGAAGGGAUAUUCUUAUGAUAAACCACCAAUGUCUGAUGAUGGAAUGUCAAUGGAUAACUCUCAAGAUUUUAAAGGCUACCAGUACAAUAAACCCCCGCAGUCAGCACCAAGCCCGCCGGAUACGUAUGAUUUUCCUUCAAGCCAUGAUUCCUCAGGUCCAAGUUACGGCCCUUCUGACUCUAUACCAGAUCACCACGAUUCAGACUACGCAGAUAUGCCAUUCCAAAAGAAUCCCGGCCAUGCGUACGGCGAUGACACAAAAGAUGCCGGUAUGAUGCCACCACCUGAUAAACCUGACUUGUACGGGGCGCCGCCAGAUCACGAUUUCCCCGGUGACUUCAAGUUUCCUCUCGGCUUCGAUCACCACCACCCCUACCUCGAGCACCAUGAGCAUACCACGACGACCGAAAUGCCUAGAGUUAACAGAUUCAGUUAUUAUUAUCUAGGAAAGAAAUUGUACUAUCUACCGUUAUAUUUUAGUGUCUAUUUCAUUGUUUAUGUGGGAGCUUUGAUCAUAAAAGCCGUACUUCGUCAUAAAAUUGUUUAUCCGAACAGUUGGAGGCCGAAUACCACGACCGCAACAUUUUUCUCUAAGAGGUCUAUAGAUGACUUUUUAUCGCACGACAAUAUGCAUGAAUUGACCGGACGAGUAACGCACGCGAUAGCUACCGCCGCUGAAAAAUAUAUGAAGGGCAAACGGAAGCUGGAAUAA
This is a messenger RNA of Leptosia nina, 2217 nucleotides long. The record is from the annotation of a GenBank genome assembly. Lineage: Eukaryota; Metazoa; Arthropoda; Insecta; Lepidoptera; Pieridae.